ACAUAAAAUAGGAAAAAGAGGAAAACAUGGUUGUUUGUAUUCUAUCAUGUCUUUCGUUCCCCCAUUAAUCUCUCUCAACGCCAAACCUCUAAUCUAGGACUAUCUAAAAUCUAAAUUCCCCCUUCCCUUCAUAAACUUGACAAAUCCAACCACACACAAAAAAAAAAAAAAAAAAGAAAGAAAAAGAAAAAGAAAAAGAAAACAAAUAACGGACCCACAACAUUUUCCCGUUCUCCAAUCUUCCCGAGUCCGUUGCAAUGUCCGCCUCAGUUCCGGCCGCCCUCCCUAUCUCCGGUACACAACCCGACGAAACCCAGCCACCCGUCGCCAUCUCUGCAUUUCGCGCUUUCCUUUCCCGCCUUAAUGAUUCCCUCCGCAACAGCCUCUCAGAGCGCCGUCCUUGGCCUGAACUUGCUGACCGUUCCACCUUCUCCAAGCCGGAAUCUUUCUCCGAUGCUACCCUCCGUAUCCGCAAAAAUUACUCUUAUUUCCGAGUCAAUUAUCUGAUGGUCAUUGGUGUCACCCUUGCAUUUUCGCUUAUUUUCCACCCAUUCUCCCUUCUCCUCCUUCUAGGGCUUCUCUUCUCUUGGAUCUUCCUUUACCUCUUCCGUCCUGCCGAUCAACCUCUUAUCAUCUUCGGUCGCACCUUUUCGGACCGUGAGACCCUUGGGAUCCUUGUCAUCUUCAGUAUCUUUGUGAUUUUCCUGACCUCUGUUGGAUCUCUUAUCAUUUCCGCUAUUAUGCUUGGGUUUGGUCUUGUUUGUGCUCAUGGUGCCUUUAAAGCUCCCGAUGAUCUGUUCUUGGAUGACCAAGAACCAGCAGCCACCGGUUUCUUGUCCUUCAUUGGUGGCGCCGCCUCUAAUGCCGUUGCCGCCACUGUUCCUACUAUUUCUAACACUCGUAUAUGAACCUUAUUCAAUGAUCAACAUAUCUAAAUCUUGUUCACAAAGAUAAUACAUUAUCGCUUCAUUUGUAAUUGAUUUUCAGUUCUUUCUAGAUAACAAUUUCACCGUUUUAGCCAUCAUUUUUCCGAAGGGUGGGCGUUUGGUACUCGCACUGUAAUUUUCUAUUUAUUUUAUAAACAGCUUGUGGCGUUUCUUUUUAUAA
Molecule: messenger RNA, 1107 nt
Organism: Gossypium arboreum
Lineage: Eukaryota; Viridiplantae; Streptophyta; Magnoliopsida; Malvales; Malvaceae
Product: PRA1 family protein B4-like
Exons: 1
Coding region: 258-908 (216 amino acids)
Biological process (GO): vesicle-mediated transport
Cellular component (GO): endoplasmic reticulum; Golgi apparatus
Source: RefSeq, a predicted model, not a curated record